AUGGAGGGGGAAACUGUACAAUCCACAAUUCUAUCUGAUCCACGGAUCUUGCAGCAACUUCCGGACGAGCUGGUCCAAAUACUUCGCACCACUCCGGGAUCAGAUCCGCUUGAUGAACUAUCACAUAUAUCCCUAAAUCCGACUUAUACGACAAAACUGUUCACUAUAUUCGAGCCCAUCUUUGUGAGCGUUGCCGCUAAAUGGCUUUAUCUGGACUCGCAUAUUUCCUCCGUGCAGGUCAUCGCCGCAUUUUCAAGAAUUCUACCGCUAGCGCAAUAUUUGCGGCCUCUCGUGCGCUUUAUCUUCCAGCGGCAGGAUGGAAGAUUGCCCCUAAUCUCCCUUUCGCGGCAUUUUGCCCCCCCUUCUAUGAGCGAUGAAAUGUCAAUCACAUUACUUUUAUCCCUAUUCCGUUUGCUGAGUUUCGACAGGGAGACGUUUUCUUUGGUUGUCUCCCCGAUUCAACUAGAAGCGCUGUUUUCUCACCCUCACAAGGUUGUGAGAUACUUAAGUAUCCGAUGUUUCUGCUUGUAUAUGCAUGCUGCCGAUGCUGCCAUGCAAGAGAUGCUCAAAAGGUUUUGUGGGAUGGAGUCGCUUCAUGGGCCCUGGGAAGGUCAGACCAUCGAUUUUAAAUUUUUGAGCCUUUGGGAAGAGGAAAGAUGGAAGGGUCUUUACGACCAGCUGAAAACCCAAAGGAAAACGAGUGAUCAGUCAAUAUUCGAUGCCUGGAUUCAACGUCUGCCAGGUUCAAACAAUAUCGCAAACAUCGGUGGUGUUCUGGUGCCAAAGACACGACAAGGUGGCCGCACGAGCCGCCAUGUGCUGGUAAAGACUCCAACGGUUAUGCAAAAUCUUCGGAAUGUUGGUCUUUCACUUCUAUCUCCUGAGCCCUUACUACUCGUGGGCCAACCGGGAGUUGGGAAAACAUCUCUUGUGACCGAGGCCGCAGAUCUGAUGGCGCAAGAAUCUACUAUGAUUACCUUACACUUGAAUGAACAAACUGACUUGAAAAGUUUGCUCGGUGUAUACUCCACAUCGACGAGAACCGGCGGUUUCGCCUGGCAACCUGGCGCUCUGACACGAGCUGCAAAGGAGGGAAGAUGGGUGUUGAUUGAAGAUUUGGACCGAGCCCCUUCAGAAGUUUUAAGCGUUAUCUUGCCCUUGAUAAAAAAUCGCGAGCUUGUCAUACCAAGCAGGAAAGAACGGAUACGUUGUGCGGAGGAUUUUAGGGUCAUUGCUACAAUGAGGUCGACUAUCAAUGCAAAAGGAGCUGAAGUGACACCAUCGGGAUCCAUGCUUGGAAGCAGAUUAUGGCGCCGCGUUCAAGUUGAAGCCUUACCUUCCGCGGAAGUUAGGCAAAUAAUAGAAGAUGAAUUUCCGCUGCUGACAACAGCACAAUACGUUGAUACAUUUCUCAGUUUAUAUCAUCGGAUAACUGGCAUAUUCCGGGCUUCGGCGGUUUCUCGAAGUCUCCAAGGGCGGUAUGUGGGCUUGCGUGAUCUAUUAAAAUUUUGUUGGCGGAUUGAGCGACGACUCGGCAAAAUAGGAAUCCUUACGGGCAGAGAGGCAAUCCCUGAACGGAUGGAUGAUGAAAUAUAUUUGGAUGCUGUUGAUUGUUUCGCAUCGUACAUACCCAGUGAGUCUCUUAAGACGAAAGUGACGAGUGGGAUUGCCGAAGAAUUGCGUAUAUCUCCCCAGCGUAUGCAAUUUUGCUUGUUCGAGCGCAUUCCCGCAUAUUCAGAAGAACAGGAUGGAAUCUUGAUUGGUCGAGAAUUGUGUCCCUCCUUGAAGAUGAUAACAGGCAAGAAAUCGAAACAAUUUGCAGGGAAAGGCUCUGCCUUUGCAUCAACGAAGGCUUCGUUAAGGACGAUGGAACAAGUUGCUGGGGCGCUACAGAUGUCAGAGCCAGUAUUGUUAGUUGGCGAGACCGGAAUCGGAAAGACUGCAGUGAUACAACGACUAGCAACUUUGCUAAAUCAGCGCCUUACUGUCGUCAAUCUUUCCCAGCAAAGUGAAACUACCGACUUACUCGGCGGAUAUAAACCCGUUAAUAUUCGUUCUAUUGCUAUCCCACUCGUUGACGAAUUUCGCUCAUUAUUUGAUGCUACCUUUUCUGCCAAAAAGAACCAGAAGUUUCUACUGUCCGUCGCAAAGAGUGUCACUGCAGGGAACUGGACCCGUUUACUUAACAUUUUAAACGAAGCUGUGAAAAUGGCAUCUAAUUUGUUUCAACAACCCAAGGAGACACUUGCAGAAGGCGAUGCAACCGGUUCGCAGCAGCCAGCCAAAAAAAGGAAACUGGAUUUCUCGAAGUAUGAUACUCUGAAAACAAGAUGGCAGUCUUUUGCGAAUGAUCUCGGUGAAUUCGAGAUGCAUGUUGCGCGCGGGGACGCCAAAGUCUCCUUCGCUUUCGUACAAGGGAAAAUCGUAAAAGCCUUGAGGGACGGCGAAUGGGUUCUCCUAGACGAAAUUAACCUUGCUUCACCCGAAACCCUGGAAAGCAUUUCAAGUUUGCUAAAUCAUGGCCGCGAUGGAAAACCUUCAGUGCUGCUUUCUGAGGCUGGUGAAGUUGAUUCCGUUCCGGGACACCCUGAUUUUCGUCUUUUUGGCGCGAUGAACCCAGCCACCGAUGCUGGGAAGCGCGAUCUCGCACCGGGCCUGAGGUCAAGGUUUACAGAGCUAUAUGUCCAGUCCCCUGAUGGCGAUUUGGACGACCUCUUGACCCUAAUCAAAACGUACUUGGGCCCAUUACUGCACCGAGACCAGACAGCCGCAGCAGCUCUAGCCAGCCUCUAUCUUGACAUCAAGAAACUAAACGCCGAGAACAAAUUGACCGACGGGGCAGGCCAAAAACCACAUUUUAGCAUUCGAACUUUGGUGCGCACACUAUUAUAUGUCGUUGACCAGGCACAUAUUUAUGGCGUUCGCCGUGCCAUUUACGAAGGAUUCUGCAUGAGUUUCUUAACCUUACUGGGAAAAGAAUCUGAACGUGUUGUUGCGCCGUGCAUAGAUAAAAAUCUUUUUGGGAAACAUGGUAAUUCUAGAUCUAUGCUUUCCCAGACUCCCAAGGAACCAGGGGAUGGGUCGCGAUAUGUCCAGUUCAAGCAUUACUGGAUGCGCAGAGGCAAUUUCGAACCCGAGCUACAGCAACAUUAUAUAAUUACGCCAUUCAUCGAAAGGAACCUGAUGAAUUUAGUUAGAGCUGGCUCCACAAGACGAUUUCCGGUUCUCUUGCAGGGUCCUACGUCGUCCGGCAAAACGAGUAUGGUCGAAUACUUAGCGAAAAUAUCAGGAAAUAAAUUCGUCAGAAUUAACAACCACGAACACACUGAUCUUCAGGAAUACUUGGGCUCAUACGUUUCGGGAGAAGACGGCUCUUUGCGAUAUCAGGAGGGUGUCCUUGUGGAAGCCUUAAGAAAUGGUUAUUGGAUUGUGCUUGACGAGCUUAAUCUUGCCCCGACUGACGUUCUAGAGGCACUGAAUCGGCUUCUUGAUGACAAUCGCGAACUCUUUCUACCGGAGACCCAGGAGGUUGUGCGCCCGCACCCCAACUUCAUGCUGUUUGCUACCCAGAAUCCAGCUGGCCUUUACGGUGGUAGAAAGAUUCUUUCCCGUGCUUUCCGUAAUCGAUUCCUCGAACUUCAUUUUGACGACAUUCCGGAAGAAGAACUUGAAUUUAUUCUAAAGGAACGGUCGCAGAUUGCGCCAUCAUUUUGCACGAGGAUAGUAUCUGUUUAUCGCCAGCUGUCGAUAUUGCGACAAUCGAGUAGGCUAUUUGAACAACGAAAUAGUUUUGCUACAUUGCGCGACCUUUUUAGGUGGGCGUCGAGAAGUGCAGACGAUCGUGAACAACUUGCUAUCAAUGGAUUUAUGCUCCUUGCUGAGCGCGUUAGGAAUUCGCAUGAACGUCACGCUGUUAAGAAGGUAAUCGAAAAGGUUAUGGGCGUUCAGAUUGACGAGGAGUCUAUAUAUAGCAUCGCUAGUUUGGAAACCCGUUUCCGCCAAUUGUCGGCGAACCCUCCAAGCGGAAUUGUGUGGACGCGCGCAAUGAGGAGACUCUUCCUUCUUGUUGCAAAUGCGAUCCAACACAAUGAACCCGUCUUACUUGUGGGAGAAACGGGCUGCGGCAAAACGCAGCUUUGCCAAGCUAUAGCAGAAGCUUGUGGAAAAGAGCUUUCGAUACUCAAUGCGCACGUUAAUCUCGAAACUGGGGAUCUCAUCGGUGCACAACGUCCUCUGAGGAAUCGAGGUUUGAUCCGAGAGCAACUUGUUACCGAUAUGUCCUCAGUUCUGCAAAGUCUAAGCGCAAUGCCAAAUCUCAUUGAACCAUCGUUAGAGGAUUUAAACACAGCCUUGACUUCUUUAUCUCCCGUUCAACUCGAGAAGUGCGACCAAAAUCUUCUGAGUCGGAUACGUUGUAAUUCCACCAGGAUUAACGCUCUCUUUGAAUGGUCCGAUGGAAGCCUCGUCUCAGCUAUGAAAAACGGACAACAUUUCCUGCUUGAUGAGUUGUCUCUUGCAGAUGAUUCAGUUCUGGAACGCUUAAAUAGUGUACUUGAACCGCACAGAUCGUUGUUACUUGCUGAAAAAGGCCCCGUGGACUCCCUCGUGGUUGCUGCCCCUGGGUUUCAGUUUCUGGCCACAAUGAACCCUGGUGGUGAUUACGGCAAAAGAGAAUUAUCAGCCGCCUUGAGAAACCGACUUACCGAAAUAUGGGUUCCGCAAUUGUCGGAAGCAGAUGAUAUUCUCCCUAUAUUAAAGGUGAAACUUCGCGAAUGUUUCUACGGCGCAGCAAUGCCAAUGAUGGAAUUUGCAAAGUGGUUUAAAGAGCAGUAUCAGGGCUCAAUUUCAGCUUCGAUCUCAGUUCGUGACCUGCUUGCUUGGGUAAACUUUGUGAAUGAUUGCAAAGACCUUGGACCAGUCUCGGCAAUGGUACACGGCGCAUGCCUAGUGUAUAUUGAUUCGUUGGGUGCCAAUCCUUCCGCAAUACUCGCUGUUGCGUCUGGAGAUCUUGACAAGGACCGUCGGCGAUGCUUAGAGAAGCUUGGAGAACUGUUUUCGUUUGACGCUGUUUCGGUUUAUUUUCGGAAAACUGAACUAUUUAUUGACGAAAAGCAACUGAAGAUAGGGCCAUUCUCGCUCGAGAUCAGUUUUUGUUCUCAACCGGAUCCUAGCUUUGCAUUAAACGCCCCUACUACGUUGUCUAACACUCUUAGGAUUGCCAGAGGACUUCAAUCGAACAAGCCAAUUCUCCUUGAAGGAAGCCCUGGUGUAGGAAAAACGACACUUGUUGCAGCAUUAGCCGGAGUCCUGGGGAAGCCGCUAACUCGGAUCAACCUUUCGGAACAAACCGACCUGACCGACUUAUUCGGAUCUGAUGUGCCUGUUGAAGGCGCCGGGAUUGGGAAUUUUGCUUGGAGCGACGCACCGUUCUUACAAGCCUUACAGCAAGGCGGCUGGGUCCUCCUGGAUGAAAUGAACCUUGCUUCUCAGUCUGUUCUUGAGGGGUUGAACUCCUGUCUGGACCACCGCCAGCAGGUGUAUGUCGCAGAGCUUGACCAGACGUUUAAGCGGCACUCGGAUUUUGUCCUCUUUGCAACACAAAACCCUCAUCAUCAGGGUGGUGGCAGAAAGGGGCUCCCUGCAUCUUUUGUUAAUCGGUUUACAGUUGUUUACGCCGACUCGUUUACGAAGAGCGACUUGGAGCUUAUUUGCAAAAGUCUAUCCCCUAAAGUCCCCCCCGAGCAGGCGGGUCUAAUGGUUGAAUUUGUUUCAGCCUUGAAUAUUCAGCUACUCAGUGACCGCCGUUUGGGAGUGAUUGGAGGCCCUUGGGAAGUGAACCUUCGGGACCUUUCUCGAUGGCUAAGAUUAUUGGAACAAUCCGAUUUACGGAUCCACCCGUCUCAGUUUCUCGACAUACUCUUCAACCAACGCUUUCGAACAUUGGAGGACAGACGCUCAGUCUCAAAGCUAUAUGAGAAGGUGUUUGGUCUAGCUCCUGAGCCCAAGAGCUAUUUUCACAACUUAAGUGCAGAUACUUAUUGUAUUGGGGUUGGGAGGCUUCAACGUGAUAUGUUAUUGCAACGUACUUACGGUGAACAUAUGGCCAUUAUACCGAGAGACCUUCCUAUCCUCGAGUCGCUUAUGCUAUGCGUGGAGAAUCGGUGGCCUAGUGUCCUCGUUGGUCCCUCUGGCUGCGGUAAAUCCGCAAUCCUGCAAAAGCUUGCAGCGCUUAACGGCGCCAAACUCGUUGAGCUGGCAUUGAAUGCUGAUACUGAUGCCAUGGAUCUUAUCGGUGGCUUUGAACAACGGGAUGAUCAUCGUCAAUUAUCCAUUUUUCUCGACGAACUAGCAAACCUCCUUCAAUAUAAUAUACUUCAGGCAUAUUCUAGGAGCGAGUCUAGUGGGCUCACGCCUGAGCUAUUGAUGCUCUACAAGCUUAUCAGCGGUAGUUCCUUCCGAACCGAACAGGUUGCUAGUUCGCUAUAUAGCAUCUCCAAUAGCCACCAGGACUCACGGUUUAAGCAGCUUUACGACCGAUGUAAGCAGCUCGUAUCCGAAAAUAACAGCGAUCAUAUCGGGUUCGAAUGGACAGAAGGCCUUUUAAUUCAUGCGAUACAACGGGGUGAUUGGGUUGUGCUAGACAACGCAAACCUUUGCAAUGCGACAGUUCUUGAUAGGCUGAACUCUCUCAUGGAACCGGAUGGAUAUCUCAUCAUCAAUGAACAGCGAACAGGUGACGGGACAAUUCAAGUUGUAAAACCGCACCCACAAUUUCGAUUGUUCCUCACGAUGGAUCCCAGAUACGGCGAACUUUCUCGCGCAAUGCGAAAUAGAUCCGUUGAAAUCUUCUUCCUGCAACAAGAUGAGUUGACUCCAGCCGAGCCCCACUUGGUCAACUAUUCCUGUGACUCUGCCGUAUAUCGCCUUAGGAAUUGCCAUAAGUUGGGUAGCGAUGUGAAUGAUACUGUUUUCAAAACCGCAUUGGACCAUCUGUCACCAGCAGAUAUCAUGUCAGUCAAUAAUUCGCCGAGAGCCUUCAUGCAAUUAUGGACUGGUCAGGGGACAGAUUCCAUGGAAGCCAUUCCUUCUGCGCUUGCUCGUUAUCAUUCUCUAAUCGCCAAUAAUUCUUUGAUUGGUUGGCCGGAAAACAUUCUCCUGAAGGGGUUGGGGGAUGGUAACCAAUUUCUUAAACACCAACAGGUUAUCGAGCCUCUUCACCCCUUGAUAAACGAACCACGUCGAUUUCACUCACCUCUAAGCCCCGAAGACUACUCUCUACUUUUGCGACUUGCUAAACUCCAGGAAAUCCAACUAGAUACUGCUCGUUUAUACCAAGAGUUAUGUCGCGUGAAGAACUUCGCGCAUAGCAAGAAGUCAUCUGAAAUGAACCGCCUAGAGCGCUCGAUGACCACUAGCGCAAUAGCUUCUCAUAGAAAGGAUUCUACGUCACUUCUUGCGGUCUUCUUAAACGACUCUUGCCAAGCACUUGCGAAUCUGAUCCGAGAUACGAAAGUGACCCUUUUAGACGACGAUAUUGUUGGGGCUGCAACUUCGAUUCUUGAGUUUUGCUAUGACAUUUUUCGGCUUGGUUCGCAAACAAAUUUCGAGGACGCGGUAUUCUUGACCUAUAUAAAAAUUGGACAGUCUAUUUCCGACGAAUAUGAAUCCGCCUCACGAUACAUAAUUGAGUACUGGUCUCAAUUGUUGAGCUCAUUCCAAGCAAACUGGCGUCUUAAUACAGGGCAAAGCAUGCAAAGAAUAUGGGAGGAGUGGAGACCAGCAACAGCAUCAGAUCCUGGUCAUCUGCAGAAGAUGAUAGAGCUAGAACAUCUUUGCUCACGCUUUGAUGAAGUCGUUCGGCUGACAAAAACCGGGUUUGCUGAGCUCAGCCAGCUAAGUGAUUCCCUUACACAGGCACAAACUUCUUUAUUGCUUGGUGCUGACGGUAGUCAAUUGGUGAAAGAUCUUUCACAUGCCAUAAAUGAGCUGACUGACCGAAAUCUCAACGUUGGCACUCGAGGGAGUCCCUACUUUUCCAGUGAAUAUGAAGCACUUUGUCAAUAUAUUGACUUAGCCGGCUGGUCUACGUUAAGGACUAAAGAUCCUAUCCACGGAACUCUCCGAUUACUCGCGGGCCGACCCUCGAAGUCGGAUGAUAUCUCGCCAUUUGGAAACGCGGUCCCAAGGCUCCUCUCGGAUAUUUCACGCUUUUCCGGAUUUCAAACCCUCAAUGACGCCCUUGCAUUGAAGGGUACCGUAUCCCUUUCACUUAUCCGAAAACUGAAACGUAUCGGAGAUGUAUCCCUCGGUCAAAUGGAGUUUCUUCAGUCCGAGUUGGGAAUCCUUGCCAAAGCCUUGAGCUCAAGCACCGUCCAAAUCGCGCAGGAUCAAUUCACUUUGCUCAGAAGCCACUUAAAGGAAUUGGUUAAGGAAUAUUUGAUUUGUCACCGCGCCAAUUUCAAAGAUGAAUCCUUUCAAGCGGCAAUCGGCGCCCUUGACAAUUUCGCCAAAAUGAAGGCUACGAGCAAUAUGGAAAUCAACACAAUUGAACUACAGAUUUACGGACAAGCGGCUUGUAAACAGGCGAUGCGUUCCGAGCCAAACUCAAUACUUCAUCUUUUCAUAGAUUCAGUUAUGGAAGAUGAGGGAUUGAACCCUUACCUGACAUACGGAAAAGCAUUGAUAAGGGUGGCAAUAGCAUUGCUUAGGAGUUUCAUUCCCGAUCGGCCUUUUGAUCCGUCAUUAGCGGUUGCCGUCGAAUGUGAACGAUAUCAGCAGCGGAUCCAGGAGAAAAGGCAGAAGAUCAAAGGCAUGAAAGCCUUUGAAACUAGAUUUUCCGGGCAAAGCACGAGCCUAAGGAUCCGGGCCGCGGAAGACGAGAUACGGCGACUGGGACAGGAGCCACCCCAGCCCCCGGUUUCUCGGCCCAAGCCAUCUCAACUGAGUGCUUUACAAGGAGAAUUCAUGAACAUUAUAACUUCUAUUCUCAGCAAACAUCCAGAUGAUAUUUUCGCUUCCUGCCAAGAAUCUAUCGAGCCUGCAAACCCUCAUUUGAUCCAGUUGAAUAUCCGACAAUUAUGCGCGCGACUCACCAGAAACUAUCGCGCAUACGACGAUAUCACCAUACUAGCUGUCCGCUUUCUUCAAUUGCUUGAUUUGGGGAUAAGCCUUUCUCGAUAUAGCCAGGUGUCGAUGACUGAUCAACAAAAGCUCAUCCGGGAUAUUAGUCGAGUCACCCCAUUGUUAGGAAAUUCGCGUAUCACACAUUCCGGGCUUCAAGCAAUCGGAUCUUACCAUAAUACGCAGUACAAUACACAGACAGAUUUGUUUUGUUUGUCACUAAUCGGUGCUUCGCAAAACACGGAUCCUGAAACCCUCGAGGAUUCUAAUUAUCGAGAUCUCCUACGAACCCUUUUGCAAAAGCUCUACAUGCAAUGGAAAGAAUUGUUGAAUAAAAACCAAGAAAAAGAAGCUGAACAGUCUGCUUUGUUUCGUUAUCGAGGAUCGCUUGAAGCUCAAGAUGAGAUGGAAGCGGAAGAAAUGCUCCACAUGUUCCCUACGUUUGAUGCGGAAGCUGAAAAUUGCAGACAAUCGCAACCCACAUUUGAUAACAAAGGCGUGGCGUCAAAGCUAUCCAACCUCUUCAAGAGUCUUUUCAGCCAGGAAACUAAAGAAAUGAAACUUAGGGAACUUCUUAUGGAUGCUACCGAGCUGAUAGCGUCUCUUCUGCCCGAAGCCAUACCGGCGCCUUUCGCGGAACCACAAUAUCAGCUUCCCGCAGUCUUGCUAUCACUCCAGACGGAAAGCCAUGCAUCGCCUAUUGGAUCUUACAACUUCUAUAUGGACCCUAAUUUAUCAGAAGCUAAGAAACUUGCCGAUCUGGUUGGAAAGAUCCGGUGGCGAUUCUUCAAAAUCCAAGACUCCUGGCCUGAGCAUGCAACUCUGGCAGAUGUCAUUACGUGCUGCUCUGAGAUUUACCAAUUCAAGCACCAGGAACCUGUUGCUAAAUUUCUGACCAAGGCUGAAAAGCUGCAUGGAUAUGUCCACGAAUGGCAAACAGUUGCAAGUAGAGAAUAUUCUGCAGCUGACCUAUAUGACGAGCUUACCGCUUUGCUGAUAAGCUGGAGGCGCCUUGAAUUAUCAACCUGGGCUCGCUUGUUGGAUAUUGAAUCCGAAAAAUGUGAACAGGACGCCAACGCUUGGUGGUUCGUCGCCUAUGAAGUGAUCGUUGCGACGCCCUUACAGUUAUUGCGGGAGGGUCAAGAUUUGGGUAACCAUAUUCGCGACCUUAUAUCGACACUAGAGCAAUUCCUCUGUGCAACUCCAAUUGGACAAUACUCCUCUAGGUUACAGCUUCUGGAAAGAUUCAACUCGCUUUUACGACUUUAUGUUGUCGAUUUCCCUUCCUUGAGUCAGCUUAUUUCCAGCCUGGCGAAUUUGCUCGACCACUACAGACCAUUUGUGCCAAUUUUUGAAGUGCAGCUGAUGAAUGGCCGCAAAACUCUUGAAAAUGACCUGAAACAAGAGGUUCUCCUUGCAAGCUGGAAAGAUACCAAUAUCACCGCGCUUCGAGAGAGCGCACGACGCUCUCAUAGCAAAUUGUUCAAAGUAGUGCGAAAAUACCGUGCGCUUUUGGCCCAACUCUCGGAUGGUAUCAUCGCAAGCGGAACUCCUGCAAUCGCCUACGAGUCGCAACCUGGUGUGAAGGUUGCCCUUAAUAAGCCGAAAGUGGCCUUCUCAGCCGCUCUAAACAUCUGUCGAGAAUGCACCUCUAUCUGGAACUCAAGGCCAACUCGGUUCAAAGAUCCCGACUCGACUGUAGAAAACAUGCGCAACAUGUACCAAAAGUCUCUUUCCAACUUUAGCAUUUCACUAGAGUUGGAUUCAUAUAUGCGCGACGUUGUUGAAAGUAUUGCAGAUUUUAAGGCUAAAACUCCUAGCGUGUUCACUGAGGAAAACAGAGAUGAGGUACAACAUCUCAAAGUUCAGAAACGGAGAUUCUAUGCAGAUAAAUUACGAGAGCUUCGUCAUAUGGGAGUUCGUUCCAAUCUCGGGACUGAUAUAUUGGAAAGGCAGACGUCGACCCCGGCUAUACUAGCAGCCACUCCAAAUCUCCCGAUUCUCGAAGGAUUCAGUCAAGUGGAGAGCUCGAACACUUAUUUCCAUAGAUUUCUGGAUUUGGUACCGAAGGCACGACAGGCGGCUCGAGAUUACUCAGAAGACUUGAGCAAUGUUGAAGCCGGAAGGAGCGCCGGCUUCGUCGAAGGCCUCCUAUCUCGAACACUAGCCCAAAGAGCAGCCUUGCAUCCAGCAUUCGAUGCGCUUGAGUCGCUCACGAAUAUCGUCCAAGAUAUGGAUAGCGUAUGGCACUUGGGCAAACAGGGUCUAAAUGUUAAUAUCACAGUGGCCAGUGAUCGCAAGGCUCUUCAAGGAGCUCUGAGAUGGCUUUCGGUGCUUCUCGAAACUUGUGUUACGAUUUUGAGCAUUCACGCACAAUACGCGGAGAUUGACUCGUCGCACGUACUUAAAGAGUUGACUUCGAAGAAGAGUGAACUAGAACGCUCACAAAUUGAGCUGCAAAGCCUAUUAAAUCUUCCAGAAGGGUUGUCCUCGAGUAUCCACGACGACCAAAUCUCACGGGCUCAGAAGCUUUUGACAGAAGUUCGAAACGAUGUGGUACGCUUGAGCAAAGAUCACCCUAACAUGGCCUUCGCUUUGGACCAAAUCCUUCCUUGGACAGAAGUUAGUUUAUCAGAACGUACGGUGGUGGAGGACCAGAAUUCUGCCGUUCCCAUUGAAGCCUUUGAUAGUUCAAUUCUAUCAGCCAUUGACAAGGUGUUUGUAGUGCUUCAAAGACUUCACAGCUGUCUACAAGCCUGUCCUCCUUCUACCGAAAACCAGGGCUGGUUGAUGAAAUGCGACAGUACCCUUUCAAAAGCGCUCGAAGAACUUCAUAUGGCCGAGAUUACAGAUACUAUCUCGUCUAUAUUACAUACCGUAAAACUGGUUCGAGUCGAAAGGCCUAGUGAUUUGAACACAGCGGCAGCCCUUGUAGGCUCUGUUCUGCCAAUAGUGCAUCAGUACCGAUUUAUCUGUAUGGACAUGGUUCACCAAUACGCAAAUUUACACCGUGAAGUCUGUAAAAUGGGUUAUGUUCUCUCUAGCUCAUUUAUACGCGUGGCUUCUGAAGGAUUUUGUAGCCCUCAAGAGGCUUCUAAUGAACAAGGUCCGAGCGGGAAGUUGGAAAGCGGGACAGGCCUUGGUGAGGGCGAAGGCGCUGAGGACAUUAGUAAAGAUGUGCAAGAUGAUGAGGAUCUUUCUGACCUAGCGCAGCAGAAAUCAGAGCAGAGAGGCGAAAACGACGAAAUCGAAGCGGCAGAUGAUGCAGUUAACAUGGAUCAUGAGGAGCUCGAAGCAGAUACGGAGGAUUUUGAGCAGAAAGAGAAGACCGAUGAAGACGAGGACGGUUCAGAAAUGGAAGAUAACGACGACGUGGAUGAGGAAGUUGGGAGUGUUAAUGGAUGGGACACAGAAGCAGUGGAUGAGAAACUCUGGGAUGGCGAAAAUGACCCCAACCAUAAAGAUACUGAAAACGAAAAAGGCAAAGGGUCAUCCGACACAAACGAGCAAGCAGCAGCCCCUGAGACGAAAGAUGGUGAUGCAGCGGAAACGGAAGAUCAGGACGCUUCAAGUGACAACGAAGGUUCUGAGGCGCCCGACAAUGAAGCAGAGGCCAUUGGCCGUGAGGAUAUGGAUGUGACUGAAUCAAACAUGAAAGAAGAAGAAGUUUUGGACUUGCCAGAUAAUAUGGAACUUGAUGAACAAGAGAAGGAGGGCGCUUCAGAUCUGGACGAUGGUCUCGAUGAUGAUUUUCCAGAUGAUGAUAUGGCCAUGCAAGAACCUGAAGUGGACGACAAUACGUCAGACUCCCCGGACCAGGCUCAGGAAGAUGAAAUCAUGGAUGACUCCCCAGAGGAACAACAAACUCUCCGCGAAGAUGAGCAGGGAGAGGACACAACUGAUGCCCUUGGAGAAGAUGAUGAGAAAGACGUAAAGGCAGCAGAAAGGGCAGACAAGGAUCCAGGGCAGACAGAAGUAGCUCCCAGUGAGGCGGUUUCAGCAGGUCUCGAUAAUGAACAAAACGAUGACAAGGGACAAUCCGGAGAGGCCGUCACCGAGCAAGCGUCUAAAGAUCAAACGGAAGCUAAUCAGAACGAAGCCAGCAAUGCAGACGGUGGUGAAGAAGGUGAAGGCUCUGGCAAUCAGGCCGGUGGUCGAGCGGAGGACGCUGUUGAAGAUCCUCAGCUUCAAGCCUUCAAGAAGUUGGGUGAUAUUUUAGAACAAUGGCAUCGAUCUCAAAAGAAAAUCAAAGAAGCAUCCCAGGACCAAAAUGCUGAAAAUCAGGAUCGCGACAUCAACAUGAAGGAAGUGGAUUUUGAACAUCUAGCCGAUGAAGAGGAUGUUCCGGAUGCACAAGCACUUGGUCAGGCAAGUGAAGAGCAGGUGAGAAACGUCGACCAAAGUAAAGCGAUCGAAUCAAAUGAGAAUCCCGAUGAUGAAGACAUUCUCCUGGAUGCCGGUGACGUUGAUACUGUGGAUCAGACCCCAGCUUUGGAAGAUCUCAUGCAACUCGACAACAUAACUGCUCAGGCACACCAGCAAGACCAGAAAGGAGCGCUGCCACUUGCUACAAUUAAUACUCGCGACGAGCCCGCUUUAAAUGAGCAAAACGGGGAACUUGAGGUAGAAGAAAAUAUAGAUGACAUGGAUCGCCAUCUUUCGGCAAUUCACCUGACAUCUGAACUCCCUCCUCUUACUCCUCCGGAUGAAGCACGAAGGCUCUGGUCCCACUAUGAGUCAAUUACUCAUGAUCUUUCACUAUCUCUGACAGAGCAAUUGCGAUUGAUACUUGCUCCAACAAUGGCCACGAAGUUAAGGGGGGAUUUCAGAACCGGAAAACGCCUCAAUAUUAAACGCAUUAUUCCGUACAUCGCGUCGCAGUAUAAACGCGAUAAAAUCUGGAUGCGUCGCUCCGUGCCCUCAAAAAGAAAUUACCAAAUCAUGCUGGCUGUUGAUGACAGUAAGUCUAUGCUUGAAAGCGCCAGCGGUCAGCUUGCUUUCGAGACCCUUGCGCUUGUAUCAAGAAGCCUUAGCAUGCUUGAAGCUGGUGACCUUUGCAUUGUUAGUUUCGGAAAUGAGGACCACGUUCGAGUAGCGCACGAGUUUGGCAAGCCGUUCUCUUCUGAGGCAGGCACACAGGUGUUCCAGCAAUUUAGUUUUAAGCAAACCGGCACAAACAUGAAGAGACUCGUGGAGGAAUCGAUGGCGCUGUUCCGCGACGCUAGAGCAAAGCGGUCAUCGAGUAGUGGCGGAGAUCUCUGGCAGCUUCAGCUGAUUAUUUCGGAUGGUAUCUGCGAAGACCAUGACGAUAUUCGGCGGCUACUUAGACAAGCACAAGAAGAGCGGAUUAUGAUUGUGUUUAUCAUUGUCGAUGCAGUCAACGAGGAAAGCGGUUCGAUAAUGAACCUCACCCAAGCUACCUUUGAAGCAGACGAGUCUGGCGCUGGGGGAGGCAAGUGGAGAAUGAAGCGAUAUCUUGAAGGAUUCCCAUUUCCGUAUUAUCUGAUUGUGAGGAAUGUUCAAGAGCUACCUUCGAUUUUGUCUUUGGCGUUGAAACAGUGGUUUGCUGAGGUGGUCGACGUGUCAAUGUAG
Uncinocarpus reesii 1704 is the source of this 14712-nucleotide messenger RNA. RefSeq lists its product as uncharacterized. The coding region runs from base 1 to 14712 and encodes 4903 amino acids. Gene Ontology annotation, biological process: ribosomal large subunit assembly; rRNA processing. The transcript is spliced from 3 exons. Gene Ontology annotation, cellular component: nucleus; preribosome, large subunit precursor. Lineage: Eukaryota; Fungi; Ascomycota; Eurotiomycetes; Onygenales; Onygenaceae. The record is from RefSeq and is a predicted model, not a curated record. Gene Ontology annotation, molecular function: ATP binding; ATP hydrolysis activity.